AGCACUCAAAAUCAACUAUCUUCGCAGUGGAAUAACCCCAGCGACGUUCUGUCCGUCCUUCUCAUCGUCGGCGGCGAUAUUGUACAGAAGGCGCUAGCCCAGACAUCGGGAGGAUAUUUAACACCAGUAUGCUUUUCCUUCGGCUGGGUAGCGUACUCCCUUAGCAUGAUUGUCAGUAUUGUUGGUGAUGGGCGACUCCUCCCAGAGCCUGAUCACCCGGUAAAAGUGUACAAUCUGAAGAAUGGGUAUGUCCGGGAAAACAAGAACUGGACCAUCGGCCGAAUUCUGCGCGACAACGUCAUGCGUCUCAACAAGAAUGUACCAAUCGGGGGUAACGCCAUCCGCAUCGCCAUUUAUGAUGCACAGAAACACGACGUAAACCCGGCUAUUGCUGGCACUGGACGUUUACGGUCGCUCAGUAUCGCUGUGAUGCUUGUUCAAUUCGGAAUUGCGGCCAUACCAUGUGGUCUGUACGAUGAAUGGGGCAUACUGCUUAUCACUGGCGCUGGAACAAUGCUAGCUCUAGUCGCUGGUGCGUUGCCUCAAUGGCGGGUUGAGAAAUAUCCUUCACAAACAGACUCAAAGAAGAAUUUUGCUUUGACGUCUGGUAAUGGCUCGCGCGACAUCAUGAUCAUAAGAGGAGCUGAGGGAUGUAUAGAUCUCGAAGAGCUGGCUGCGCCUCAGAUGGUACGAUCAGGCAUCCCUCUUGGCUUCUGGAUCACUAUGGUAGUUGCAGCCAUUCAAUUCAUUUUGUGGCUUGCACUGCUCAUUUCCGUUGCUGGUCUACGCGCUCACGUGUGGUACCUUCUGCUCGUCGGCGCCAUUGGGAUGCUUCAGAACGUUCUCGUCGCCGCAUCUAGCCAGUCGCUCAAGAAAAGAAACCUGAAGCUGAGGCAGGCCGAAGUCAUACUUACAAGAAAGGUUAUGGAUGGGCUUAUGGACCUUGAGGUUGCAUACAAGGGGUUUGGCGAGGCUUUACGGAAUGAAUUUUUCCCAGGAAAACUCGAUGAGGAUGAGAUUCAAUGGUGG
Messenger RNA from Paraphaeosphaeria sporulosa, 1029 nucleotides. RefSeq lists its product as uncharacterized. Lineage: Eukaryota; Fungi; Ascomycota; Dothideomycetes; Pleosporales; Didymosphaeriaceae. The transcript is spliced from 2 exons. The record is from RefSeq and is a predicted model, not a curated record. The annotation marks the transcript as partial.